AUGGCGACACUGUCUACGGACAUUUGCCCAGUCAAGGCAGAGCCGACCCUGUCGUUUACGCAAGGCCUCAUACUGGGCCAGCUGUCGGUGGUCUUGGUACUUGCCGCCUUUAUCAAAUUCUUCAUAUUUGGCGACCCUCCUUCACCCGAGGUGACAGCCUCCCUGAGAGCAACAGAGCGCCGGUCCAGAACAUUGGCCCAUAAGCGCUCUUUACUCAGUCUACGGACUGCAAGUGCGAAGCAGGGCCAGCAGACACUCAACCGCAAAAAGUCAAGUGUUCUCCGCAAUCCUCCCAACCUGACCAUCGGCUCCAUCCUCAGCAAGACCUACUACAAUGUCGACAGUCACCAGCCGGAAAGUUUAGACUGGUUCAAUGUUCUUGUUGCGCAAACCAUCGCCCAGUUUCGGAGCGACGCACAACAUGACGACGCCAUCCUGAGCUCUCUGACUAAGGCGCUCAACGGCGGCUCAAGGCCCGACUUCGUCGACGAGAUCCGCGUGACUGAGCUGAGCUUGGGAGAAGACUUCCCCAUUUUCAGCAACUGUCGCAUCAUCCCUGUGGAUGAAGAUGGAUUGAGCUUGGGCAACGGCAGGACACUCGACGGCAACGCGGCGACGAGAGAGGGGGCGAAGCUACAAGCACGGAUGGACGUUGACCUCAGUGACAUGUUGACUCUCGCCCUUGAGACGAAGCUCCUCCUGAACUACCCCAAAAAGCUCAGCGCGGUACUACCUGUGGCCCUCUCCGUAUCGGUCGUCAGAUUUAGUGGCACGCUGUCCAUCUCCUUCAUUCCCAGCAAUCCCUCUCAAUCAACUCCUACCAUGAUGACCUUCAGUUUCAUGGACGAUUAUCGUCUCGACCUAUCAAUUCGGAGUCUGCUUGGGAGCCGAUCAAGGCUUCAGGAUGUCCCAAAGAUCGCUCAGCUGAUCGAGGCACGCCUCCACCGUUGGUUCGACGAGCGGUGCGUGGAGCCUAGGUUUCAGGAGAUUGCCUUGCCAAGCCUGUGGCCACGCAAGAAGAACACCAGAGGACCAGAAGACGGCUUGGCUGAGACCAACGCGUCAGUGGGCAGGGCGAAGGGGAAAGAUAUCAAUCAAGAUCUCCGAGCGGAGGCUCGAAGAGAGGUCGAGGCUGAGACUCGUACCGGCCGGGAGCAUGAUUCGCUUCGUCGGAGGAGGAUGCGGACCGAGGAUGACUUUGCGAUGCCGGGCUCGUUGUCCGGGUUAGAUGUCGACAUAAGGACAUGA
Messenger RNA from Colletotrichum destructivum, 1248 nucleotides. Its product is annotated as Putative maintenance of mitochondrial morphology protein. Bases 1 to 1248 code for a protein of 415 amino acids. The record is from RefSeq and is a predicted model, not a curated record. The transcript is spliced from 2 exons. NCBI's taxonomy places the organism in Eukaryota, Fungi, Ascomycota, Sordariomycetes, Glomerellales, Glomerellaceae. Gene Ontology annotation, cellular component: ERMES complex; endoplasmic reticulum. Gene Ontology annotation, molecular function: lipid binding. Gene Ontology annotation, biological process: mitochondrion organization; phospholipid transport.